Messenger RNA from Arctia plantaginis, 213 nucleotides. The record is from the annotation of a GenBank genome assembly. Lineage: Eukaryota; Metazoa; Arthropoda; Insecta; Lepidoptera; Erebidae.
AUGCGUUUCUUCUUCGCUCUUUUCUUCAUCGGCGUAGCUCUAUGUGUGCUCCAAGAUGUGGAGGCUACGUACAGGAAGCCUCCAUUAAACGGAUCUAUUUUUGGAAAAAGAGGCAUUGCUGAGUAUGACACCACAGGGCGAGCUUUGUCGGCGUUGUGCGAGAUUGCUACUGAAACAUGUCAGGCGUGGUACCAGGCUUUGGAAAACAAAUAA